AUGAGCAUUUCAAAUUAAUAGCUUGUUUUUUAACAAAUUAAGACAUAUCAGUUUGAAUUGAUUUAUUUUGUUUCAUUAAAUAAAAUUAAGUUUUGCAACUAUACUGAAUUUUCAUAUAUAAAUUAACUUUUGUUAGUAUAAAUAUAAAUAACAUGUCAAUUUUAUUGUUAUUUUUAAUAUAUAUAAUUAUAAUUGAAUAAAGUAUUUAAAAAAUAUACAAGCCACACAUUUAAAUUAUUCUUAAUUAACUUUUAGAAUAUUUUCUAAUUUAAAUAAUAUAAAUAUAUUAAUGGAUACGCCAUAAGAAUUGUAAUUGUUUAAGAGUAAACAAAAAAUCUAAAUUUAUUAGUUAUUUUGGUUGGUGAUUCAAAGGUUGGAAAAACUGAAAUAGUUAAUAGGUGAACAUUCAUAUUAUAAAAAGAUUUGUAAGAGGAUGUUUAGCUAAACAAUCACAUCCAACCAUAGGCGUUGAGUUCGCCACAAAAAUAAUUACCUUAUCAGAAAAUGAGUAAAUAAAACUAUAGAUUUGGGAUACAGCAGGUUAGGAACGUUAUAGAUCAAUAACUAGUUGGUAUUAAAUAACAGUUAUAAGAGUCAUUAUCGAAAAUCCUUAGGAGCAAUUUUAGUUUAUGAUAUUACUAAUGAGUAAACAUUUGAAAGCUUAGGUAAAUGGAUAGCAGAUAUCAAAUCUUAAACUGAAGAAAAUCUAGUUAUUAUGAUUAUUGGAAAUAAAAAAGAAUUAGUUGAUAAAAAUGAAGAUCAAAGGUUGAUAAAUAUUAUAAUAAAUCAUUUUAGAAAAGUAUCUUCAGGUUAUGCUUCAGACUUUGCUUAAUAGAACAAUUUAUUGUAUGAAGAAGUAAGUGCUUAUUCUGGCGAGAAUAUUGAAAAUAGUUUUAUUCGAUUAGCAUAAGGUAUGUUAAUACAAAAUUUUUAGAAAUCAUUAAAUAGAAAAGUUAAAAGCCAGUAGAGAAACCAGAGAAUGCUAAGGAAGCGAAGCAAAUGUAAUGA
Paramecium primaurelia is the source of this 1008-nucleotide messenger RNA. NCBI's taxonomy places the organism in Eukaryota, Ciliophora, Oligohymenophorea, Peniculida, Parameciidae. The record is from the annotation of a GenBank genome assembly.